AUUUAUUAAUAGUAUUGAGACAUUUCACACUUUCUCUCUCUUUCUCUCUCUCUCUCUGUGUGAGAGUGUGUGUAUUAAAGGUUUACAGUUCAUUUAUCAAUAAGCUAUUAUUAGAGUGAUUGUCUUUUGCCGUCUGUCUGAUUUUUUUUAAGUACUACAAAAAAAACAUGAAAAUUGGUUAUAGGCAGAGUUUUGUACUCCUUCAGAAAUGCAUAAUUUUGCUGUAAGCUAAAUUUCCUAUUUGUCGUUGUUUACACUUUGUUUUUGUUUAGUUUUUUUCACGAGGAAUGACUUGUAUGCGGGGUUCAUAUCAUAGACAUGGUAUAGACCCCUUUUAGUAAACAUUGUGAUGUGACGUCGGCGUAAAAGGGGCACUACUGUUACUGAAUUACGAGGUCUCUUGGCAACGGCGAUGUCUCCACGGCAACAUCAUCCCCCUGAUCCGUCUGUCGAAAAGCUCAAUAUGAUUUAAUUCAAGCAACACAAAGCUCACUCUACGUCAACAGUAAAAGGUGAAAAUCUUUGCUUUGUCACAAUUAAAAUUCGGAUUAUCAAGUCAGUGAUGGGGAGUAAAAUGCCGCUGUUUAUGAAUUAUUUUUGAAGCGCGAGACAGGGGCAGUGACUCGUGGAGCGGUGGAUGGAUAACAAACGUGCGCGUGUGUGAGAUUCAGUGACCCUGUUGCUAAAUUCCGUGCGACCCACAUUGCUGUGCAAAAACCUGUCAAAUACCUUACCGGCAGGAUGGACGCGGGGGUGCUUAUAUUUUUACUAUACGUCAUGAUAGCUCACGAGCUGGUGUGUGGACUGAUGCAGUACAGGAGACAAGCAGCCAAGCCACAUAAACGCCUCAUGUGGACCUCUGGUGCUCGUGUCUGUCAUGGAACGUGGCGAGUCAGUAGCCAGCCGGUCCGGUCAGGGAGACGAGACUCAAAGAAAUCUGGGCGUAUUGUCAGGAAAGCAUGACAUGAGAGUUGCUUUGGACAUAUGAUCCAUAAAUGUGAUUCUUAAUCAUCCAUCCUGCACUGUGAUCAUCACUCAAUGAAGCUAUGCUGGACCGCUCACUGCCAUUCACGAUUAUGUGAAACAAAACUAUGAAGGGAAAUCACGCCCAUCUUAUGUUUAAUCUCUCAUACGACAUAAAAGUUUCCUUAAACUCAACUGUUUCAGCACACAGUCCUCAUUCUUCAUGCUAGAAGAGGAACGAUUACAUCAUAUACGCUUGUCUGAUCUACUUGUUUUGCUUCUCCAGAUACAUACUGUAAAUCUGGUCCAGUAUGUCUUGCGUAUCUGACAGCUCCAGCCUCAACAAGGCACUGCGGCACCAGUAUCUGAGUCUGCCACAGGGACACUUCUGUCAGGUCACUUACGUCUGGAUUGAUGGCUCUGGGGAGGGUCUGCGCGCCAAGACUCGAACCAUGGAUUCGGAGCCAAAGAGCAUAGCUGAUCUGCCGGAAUGGAACUUUGAUGGUUCCAGCACAGGCCAGUCUGAAGGACGCAACAGCGACAUGCUACUGAUUCCUGUCUGCAUGUUCAGGGACCCCUUCAUUUUGGACCCAAACAAACUGGUCCUGUGUGAAGUGCUCAAGCACACCAGGGAACCUGCAGAAUCGAAUCACCGUAACAGCUGUAACAAGGAAAUGGAGAAGGUCAAAGAUCUCCACCCUUGGUUUGGUAUGGAGCAGGAAUAUACUCUACUAGGUGUGGAUGGACAUCCUUAUGGCUGGCCCAGACUAGGCAACCCCAAACCACAAGGUCCGUAUUACUGCAGUGUUGGCGCUGACAGAGCCUUUGGCAGAGACAUUGUGGAUUGUCAUUAUAAAGCCUGUCUUUAUGCUGGGAUCAAAAUCAGUGGCACUAACGCAGAGGUCAUGCCCUCUCAGUGGGAGUUCCAGGUGGGUCCAUGUGAAGGAAUUGAGAUGGGAGAUCAUCUGUGGAUGGCACGUUUCCUGCUACACAGGGUGUGUGAAGAUUUCGGAGUGCUGGCCACCCUGGAUCCAAAACCCAUGACAGGAGACUGGAACGGAGCCGGUUGCCACGUCAAUGUGAGCACAGUGCAAAUGAGAGAAGAAGGAGGAAUUGAGCACAUUGAGAAAGCCAUCGAGAAACUGAGUAAGCGACAUGUAGAGCAUAUUCAAGUCUACGACCCACGCGGUGGAGAAGAUAAUAAGCGUCGCCUCACGGGUCAUCACGAGACCGCCAACAUCAGUAAUUUCUCAGCAGGUGUUGCUGACCGCAAGGCGAGUGUCCGGAUCCCUCGUCAGGUUGGUCAGGAUAAAUGUGGUUAUUUUGAGGACCGCCGUCCUGCCGCCAACUGUGACCCAUAUGCCGUGACCGCCGCAAUAGCCCGCACAUGCAUGCUGGAAGAAGGCAAAGAUGUUCAUGAACAGGAAUAACACACCUUUGGAAACAAUUCAUUAUUGUGAAUUUAUAAGCAGAGGGCACAUUAACCUGUUAUAUUUGUCUCUUGUUAUUACUCUAAAUUAAAAUUUUUAUCUGAA
This is a messenger RNA of Pimephales promelas (fathead minnow), 2498 nucleotides long. The record is from RefSeq and is a predicted model, not a curated record. Lineage: Eukaryota; Metazoa; Chordata; Actinopteri; Cypriniformes; Leuciscidae.